CAAAUAAUACAGACUUUUAUUUCCUUGAAAUAUUUUGAAGUUAGUAAAGUUCAUUAUUUUUAAUUCAUGUAGUAAAUAGUGUUAUCUAAUCAACAUAUUUCAAAGAUCAUUCGCCCUUUUUUCAUUUUUCAAUUUUAUCGUAAUUUGUCGGCAUAAAAGAUGUUCAGUGGAGACCAACGGAGAAAUGAUAUGAACGCAGAUAAUCAUUCAGGAUUGAAAAUGCUAUCUGGUGCGGCCGUCCAGUUUGCUGGAGCGGUGUUGAACGAACUUGGACGUCGUAGCCAACCACCUCAUGUGCCACAACAGUCACGUAAACCAAAAGCAUGCUCAGGUGAACAGGCGGCAGGCAACAAUCAUCGUGUAAGUUCAUGUAACAAAAGAGGACGUCGGUCACAUGCCUAUGUUAUGCCAUAUAUACAUAAAACUGGUCAUCUCAAGCCAAAUAAUAUAAUCUUCAUCUGCGGAGUACCACGACCAAAGGCGACAAGGUUCACAGUUUACCUGCAGAAUGGCGACAAGUUUCAACCUUCAUUAAUCACAUUUUGUUUUGAUGUACGAUUUUCUUACGGCUAUGAUAGGAAUUGCAUUGUACGAAACCAUAAAGAUGGUGGGUGGGGUAUGGAAGAGAGGCAGAUUGGGUAUUUCCCGUUUAAAACUGGUGAACAUUUCGAGAUGAUCAUUUUGGUUGAACAAGGCUGUUUUAAGGUGGCCGUGAACGACAAGCAUAUGCUGCAGUUCAAUCACAGGAUCCGGCAACUCGACCGUGUCGAUACCCUUCGCAUUGAUGGUGACGUCACACUUACCCAGGAAGAGGCGUCACGACGUGAGAGAUGCUUCAAAAUUGGUGCUAGAGUGACAAAUUUGGCAGGGUCGUUCCUCGGUGAGGUCAGCAAAGUUGCAAUCCAAGCCGAUCGGCCUGUUUGCGAGAAGUCCGGAUUUGGACAUUCUCCUGUUACGGAAAAAGUGUCACGGCGUGAGAGAUGCUUCAAAAUUGGUGCUAGAGUGACAAAUUUGGCAGGGUCGUUCCUCGGUGAGGUCAGCAAAGUUGCAAUCAAAGCCGAUCGGCCUAUUGGCGAGAAGUCCGAAUUUGGACAUUCUCCUGUUACGGAAAAGGCGUCACGGCGUGAGAGAUGCUUCAAAAUUGCUGCUAAUGUGACAAAUUUGGCAGGGUCGUUCCUAAGUGAGGUCGACAAAGUUAUAAUCCAAGCCGAUCGGCCUAUUGGCGAGAAGUCCGGAUUUGGACAUUCCCCAUUUACGAAAGAAAUGGAUGAUUUUUCUCGCCCAACAUCUCCCGAAGAAUUCAGACAAUCACAAGCUCCUUACAUUAAAAACAUCCAUGGUCUCCAUGAGGGCAAGAUCAUUUUGGUGUGUGGGAUCCCAAACUCUAACGCCAAAAGCUUCUCGAUAUAUCUUCAACAAGGAGAGAGUCGCGAUCCAAAAUUUGUUGCCAUGGUAUUUGAUGUUAGAUUUAAGUGGGGUACACCUGUCAGUACAAACUGCGUAGUAAGAAAUCACAAGGAAGGAGCAUGGGAUAGCAGACAGGAGGAAAGAUCUGCUCCGUGUUUUCCAUUCCAACGAGAAAAAGAAUUUCAGAUCAUUAUCUUGGUUGACCGUGAUUGUUUCAAGGUCGCAGUUGAUGAUCAGCAUUUUGUGGAAUUUAAUCACAGGAUCAAGACCUUCAGCUGUAUUGAUACACUCCGUAUUGAUGGUGACGUCAUGAUCUCCACCGUGCAAAUCAAAGAAUGAUAGUUGCAUGGCAAAGACCAUAUAGAAACACUUAUUCCACGUGAUGAAGACUCUAUUUAUUUCUCUGAAUUUUUCAUUUGAAUUGUAUUCGGGUAUAAAUAAUUUGAUUUGUAUGCGUGCAAUUACAUUAGUUGAUAUCUGUGGAAAUUGAUGCAAUUUUAUAGUGACAUACACAGUUUAAAAACACUUGAAAAUAGAAACUAUUUAGGGAACAUAUAAAAAAAUGCCAAGAUUUAUUCCAACAUUUAAGUGACCUAAAAUUGAUAUCCAGUUUCAAGUUUAACGUUUUGACGACUUAAAUAAUUGUGCCAUAUAUGUGAUUGUACAUUAAUAAUGUCCGAUAAAAAACCAAAUUAAAUAAUGCGAAAGUGAAAGUGUCAUCUAUUUUUGAAUGUUCGUUAAUCUAUCUAUACCUAUACCUACUCUCUUAUCUAUCUAUUUAUCUUCCAUUAAUGUCAAACCCCUAGCGAGGACAUAGACAUGACUCUAAACUAGUCACUUCAGUUUAACAUAAAUACGUAAUACAAAUUACGUAAAACGUCAAUUUCAUUUUGUUAUACGGUAAAAAAAACACUACAAAUACAUGGACGUAUAAAACAAAUGAGUCAUCGUAAACAAACCCAAAAGGUAUAUUUGAUGCUUUCAAAUUAUCUGUCUUUCGGCCAAUGUGGGUUUUGCCAUUACGUGCGUUUCUAACAUAGUCCCCUCUUCUUCUUGUAGUUUAUAAUUUCAAAAGCAUGAUUAAAAUACUGCUUAAAUAAUCAAACUAUUGUUAAACCAAGUUUUAAGUGACUGUGUACCUGAAUAAAAAAUAUUUUAAUAUUUGUACCAUGUAGGUAUAUAUAAAAGUGAUAUCGUGAUAACUUGGCAUACCGUGAUUGCGCGGAUUAGUAAUCAGAUAUCAACCCAAGGGAACACUUAGUUAGGGGAACACUUCAUUUCAAUAAUUUAAUAUCAAUUAUUACUUACAGUAAAUUUAUACAGCUGAGUUCAGAAACGCCAAACGUUACAUAUUAAGUUUAUAAAGAGAUAUUUGCUCCUUUUUUUCCUUUAGCUGGAUCACGUGCUCUGCCCUUUUUAAAACAUUUUAAAGAAUAUAUUUUCCUUAGCUCAUCUCGAAACAUUGUGUCAAAAAACCGUAAACGUAGCAGUUUAUCGUACUGUUAAGGAACGAGCAACAAAACACUAUGUGAUAUAUCGUUUGCCAGGCAAAUGAUAAACUGGAAACAAAAUUUUCCGUGGUAAGAGUUAUUACGUGGAGUAUAAGACCCUGGUGUAAGGCAUGAUCAACACCACACUGGUGUAUUGUCCCUUAUUAUGUUAUCGCUAUUAGCGAAGACCCCCUCUUACGGUAUCUGUUCACACAUAGUAAUAAUAUGACACUGGUUAUAUUACCAUGUUGAUCAUGUUGAGGAUUACUGUUUUAUUAUACAAUAAUUGUAAUAUCUAUUUUGAAAUUUUCUUUACAUAUCUUAUGAAUAUUGUUUUCUUUUUCUUUCUUUUUUUUUUGUGUUUUAUGUGCUAUUUUAAUACUGAGUUUUUACGUGUACUACUUUUUUUUAAAUUAAAAUUGUAAAAUAAAUUUUAAGAAUUAAAUUGUCAUAUUGACCGACGAUUAUAAGAUAAAAAUUAACUGUAAAAAGCCAGUAAAUUAUGGCUAAUAUCUUUCAAUAUAUUAUAUUGUUUAUUCUUAAGCCAUGUACAUUUGUAUUUUUCGUUAUCAUUUUUUUAAGAUUAUCAAUCAAUUGAAUAAUUCAUAAAAUCUAAUUUGUAACUUAGAAUGAUUCCUGAGCAUCUUUACUUUACACGAAUA
Molecule: messenger RNA, 3559 nt
Organism: Ruditapes philippinarum (Manila clam)
Lineage: Eukaryota; Metazoa; Mollusca; Bivalvia; Venerida; Veneridae
Product: galectin-8-like
Exons: 13
Coding region: 160-1746 (528 amino acids)
Molecular function (GO): carbohydrate binding
Source: RefSeq, a predicted model, not a curated record